Molecule: messenger RNA, 252 nt
Organism: Caenorhabditis briggsae
Lineage: Eukaryota; Metazoa; Nematoda; Chromadorea; Rhabditida; Rhabditidae
Exons: 2
Coding region: 1-252 (83 amino acids)
Source: RefSeq, a predicted model, not a curated record
AUGUCCACAGUUAUAGAAAAUGUAAUAGAUGGAGAUAUGGUACGGCAGGCGAUCGAAUUCGAGGAAUACGAUUUGGAUGAACCGGAAAAGAGACCGACUGAAGUGGUUAUUGAUAUCCCGUUUAUUAGUUCAAUGUGCCUUGAGUAUUAUCUCAACCAAGAUUUCGUCGAAGUAAAGAGAAUCACAGACGGAAAAAGAGCGUUCCUUGCCGUUGGUGAUUCCAAUUUUGAUUUUCUUGUUCACAGAAAUUGA